Messenger RNA from Lathyrus oleraceus (garden pea), 2424 nucleotides. RefSeq lists its product as uncharacterized. The record is from RefSeq and is a predicted model, not a curated record. Bases 1 to 2424 code for a protein of 807 amino acids. Lineage: Eukaryota; Viridiplantae; Streptophyta; Magnoliopsida; Fabales; Fabaceae. The transcript has a single exon.
AUGGAGCAACUUCAAGAGAACCAAGUUGUCCUUCAGGAAGAAGUAUCCCAAAUACGGUCCCAAAUGCGGCAGUUGAUGGAGACUAUUCAAGUUGUCGCAAGAGGCCAAGAGGUUAUGGCAAAAAUGCAAGAAGAAAUGAACCAACGUGCCAGUACUACCAAUCCUCCUACCCCUCCAGCGGUCGAGAUUCCGACUCCUGUUCCUCAAGUUGAUCCUCCAAUUUACAUUAUUGCACCCGACGGUGUUCCAAACGACAAUCCUCAUCCUCAUAUUUUUGAGACAGACGACCAACUCGAUGCAUUCUUCAACUCAAGGGAUGCUUCUCAGGAUGACGCCUUCGGUUCGGCAACCAACAAGGUGGAGAGGAAGGUAAAGGCUAUCGAGGAAAAGCUCAAGGCAAUGGGGAGCACUUAUGUUUUGGGCCUUGAUGCGGCAGAAAUGUGCUUAGUACCUGGGGUCAUCAUUCCGACCAAGUUCAAAGUUCCGAACUUUGAAAAAUAUAAGGGAAAUAGCGACCCUAGAACGCACAUUAGGGCAUACUGCCGAAAGAUGGCUGCCUAUUCCAGCGAUGAUCAACUUUUAAUGCAUUUUUUCCAGGAUUCCAUCAGUGGGGCAUCUUUGGAUUGGUACAUGCAACUUGAGGGCAACCAUAUUCGCACCUGGAGGGAAAUGGACGAGGCAUUCCUCAAGCACUAUCAGUACAACACUGAUAUGGCACCUAAUUGCACGCAGUUGCAAAAUCUGACUCAGAGGUCUGAGGAGUCCUUCAAAGAGUAUGCCCAGCGGUGGAGGGAAUUAGCUUCUAGGGUACAACCCCCAUUUCUAGAAAGAGAACUGGUAGACAUGUUUAUGGGGAACCUGCAAGGUCCAUACCUUGAUAGAAUGGUAGGGAGCACCUCUUCGGGCUUUUCCGACCUGGUCUUAGCCGGUGAAAGGAUAGAAAAUAUGAUUAAAAUGGGAAAGAUCCAGAACUCUGCCAGUACUUCUAGUGCAUCGAAGAAACCUUUUGUUCCCUACGGUAAAAAACGAGAAGGCGAGACCAAUGCUGCCUCCAUCAUUCGAACAAGAAAUCCCACUUAUCCACAAGUAGCUACCAUAGCUCCCGUCCAACCGAGUCAACAACAACCAUUUGCAAUUCCUAUUCAUACUCAACAACAACAAUGGUAUCCACAACAACCGCAACGUCAACAACCACAAUAUCAACAACAACAACAAAGGAUGCGAAGGCCCGAGAGAAGAUUUGACACAGUUCCCAUGCCUUAUAGCCACAUUCUACCAUAUUUAUUAAGGGGAUCACUUGUACAACUAAAGGAGUUAGGACCCUCACCAGCGGUUCUUUCUUCCGGUUAUGAUGCAAAUGCUCGCUGUGAAUUUCAUUAUGGCGCUCCUGGGCAUUCGAUCGAGAUUUGUAAAGCAUUAAAGUACAAGGUUCAAGAUCUUAUUGAUUCUAAGGCAAUCACGUUCGCCCCCAAGGGGCCGAAUGUAAAUAAUAACCCAAUGCCCCCUCACAACAAUGCAUCAGUGAAUAUGAUGGAAGCUGACAAUGGAAGGAGAUUGAUGUCCUGUGUGGACGAGUUAAAAACACCACUCAUCGAGAUCAAGAAUGCUUUAAUGAAGGAUAAUGCAUUUCCCAUCUGUAGUAAUGACUGUGAACACUGUCUGAUUAACCCGCAACAAUGUAGAACAUUGAAGUCUGUCAUACAACAAUUAAUGGACCAAGGGAUCUUGGUGGUAGACUUCCCGUCCACAAAGGAAGAUGUGUCUACCCUCGAGAUACCAUACGACGAAGUCCCUCCUCUGCAAAUUCCAUACGACUUCUCUCAGUCAACUCUGUCGACAAAUCCUGUUACUCCAAUCAUAACAACAGUUCCCACACCAUUCCCAUAUGUUGACACCAAGGCAGUCCCAUGGAUGUAUGACACCUCAGUCUACAUUCAUGGUCAGAAAAUUCAAGAAGAACCGUUAAAGUCUAGUGAUCCAAUGAUCAAUAUCACCGGCACUAGCGGAAUCACGAGAAGUGGAAGGAUAUUUGCGUCGACACCCACUCCAAUUGGAACUAUCAAUCCUUCAACUUCAGACAAAGGCAAACAAAUUGAUGGCGCUCAGCAAAGACAAGACCCCGCACCUUCCAAUGAAGUAGACGAGUUCUUACGCAUUAUCAAGAAGAGCGAUUAUCGAGUAGUUGAUCAGCUUAACCAGAUACCCUCAAAGAUCUCAAUGUUGUCUUUAUUAAUGUGCUCGGAGGCCCAUAUGGAUGCUUUGGUAAAAUUUAUGAGGACAACUCACGUACCGCAAGAGAUAUCUAUUUGUCAGUUUGAAGGAGUAGUUAACAAUAUCGCUACUAGCUUAAGCUUGGGUUUCAGUGAUGAAGAGCUUCUCGCCGAGGGGAGGAAUAAUAACAAGGCUCUCCAUAUUUCUAUUUAG